CAGCUACUCAUAUCUAAAGAACCUAUUCAUAGUAUUCAAAAAAUAAUACAAAAUCUUAAUAAUCUUGAUGUCAAUUCUUUACAAGUUAUUUAUAAUCAAUUGUCUAAAGUCAUUGAGAAUAUUUGUAGUCCUAAUAAAACUUUCCAAGCAGGUGACUAG
This is a messenger RNA of Racocetra persica, 159 nucleotides long. NCBI's taxonomy places the organism in Eukaryota, Fungi, Glomeromycota, Glomeromycetes, Diversisporales, Gigasporaceae. The record is from the annotation of a GenBank genome assembly.